AUGAUCCUGGUUGCAUACGCUGCCCUAGCUCUGCUUCUGCAAACAGGCGUGAGAGGAGCACCAUUUACGGCCUCCCCUGCACAUAAGCGUUUUGUGCACUUGACGGAUAUCCAUUAUGAUCCGCUCUACGUCUCCGGGGCCGAUACCCGAACGCAGUGUCAUAGGAGGACGGAGGACUCGCAAGGAACUGACAAAGCCGCGCACUAUGGGACGAGAGGCUCAAAUUGCGAUUCGCCUUUCCCACUCGUGAGCGAAGUCUUUGCUGCCAUCCGGAAUGAUAUUCAAAAAGAUUCCCCUGUGGAUGUCGUAUUCUUAACGGGGGACAGCUCUCGCCACGACAGAGACAGCUUGGUGGAGAAGGAGGCGUCCGAGGUUUACAGUCAGAAUGCCGAGGUCGUGUAUCACAUAGACAAAACAUUCGAUUUGACGAAGACAACAGUCAUUCCGUCCAUUGGAAAUUGGGAUGUCUCCCCGCACAAUAUGUUGCCAGAACCCAAGUAUGCCUCAGAUGCAUUCGCGAACCUUUACAGCGUUUGGAGACCGCUACUCGAGAGCGGGCUGUCGGAAUCAGAGGUCAACAGCACGAAGCAGACGUUCUUAUCCGGCGGAUACUUCGAUCGAGUCAUCGGGCAGGUCAACGGAGAAAUUACGGUGCGCGCAAUUAGUUUGAACACUUUAUACUUUUUCGCGGAGAACACAGCAGUAGAUGAUUGUGAAAUCACUGAGAACACUGGAGCUGUCGUUCAACUGUCAUGGUUGGAAGAGAAACUUACUCAUGCCCGACAGCAAAACGAAAAGGUGGUCAUCAUUGGUCACGUUCCACCAAUAGACCAUAACGACAACCCGCUAUACAAGCCCAAUUGUUUGAGACUGUUCCUCCAGACUAUUGGAGACCACGCGGAGGUGGUUCUAUCGCAAUUUUACGGCCACAUCAAUAAAGACGUUAUCUACCUACUUACGCGCCAAGGGGACGAGAGCAUCGACCCAAGAAAACCUAGCACGUACGCGUUGAAUGCAGUAACGCCGAAGACAGUCAUUGAUCUGCAAAAGCAGAACCGCACUAUCUUGAGCGUCAGCCAGACCUCCUCUUCGAUCUUGCCCGUCCAUAACACAGGCGUCAAAGCCGGCGUGAUUUCCAUCCGGCCGCAUGACACCCAUAUCAUGCGCGAAUCGCAGUGGUUCAUCGACAUAGUCCGCGCAAACGACAAAUUCGCGUCUUCACCUGGCCAACCGUCGGUAUCCCCAAUCACCUUCAAAGAGGCGUGUAAGACGGAUGACGACUAUAAGAUGCAAGAUCUCAAGCCGCGAUCCUACCAAGAGUGGCUGAAGCGUUUGCACGAUGAGGCAAAAUUGGAUCUCACAUUGGACGAUGUCGAACUGAAAGCGGGCAAAGGGAAGAAACCGAGAUCUCAGAUUCUCAAGAAAUACGGAUACUGUAUGGACGCGUUGGAGAAGCAGCCCCAUCCGCCACCGGACAACCAUUUGUCGUUGUCACCUGCGGUCGUGCGAGCGGUGUUGAUCUCCGCAACGGUUGUAUUUGUGGGACUGAUGGUGGCCUUUUACUUCUUUGUUCAGUAUCUGGAAAAAGACGGGGAUGUGCUGGAACGCCAGCGCUUGUUUUUCCGGCCUGUCGAGUCGAAUCGGGGUCGGGAUAAUUUCACGCCAGGACCGAGCUCGAGACCGCGUGUCAACUUCCGCACAUUCUUGUCUCCUACUAGCGGGUAG
Messenger RNA from Fimicolochytrium jonesii, 1725 nucleotides. Its product is annotated as Metallo-dependent phosphatase-like protein. Gene Ontology annotation, molecular function: endopolyphosphatase activity; exopolyphosphatase activity. NCBI's taxonomy places the organism in Eukaryota, Fungi, Chytridiomycota, Chytridiomycetes, Spizellomycetales, Powellomycetaceae. Bases 1 to 1725 code for a protein of 574 amino acids. The record is from RefSeq and is a predicted model, not a curated record. Gene Ontology annotation, biological process: polyphosphate catabolic process. Gene Ontology annotation, cellular component: fungal-type vacuole. The transcript is spliced from 3 exons.